UGAUAUGACAACAUUUCUAAGGCAUCCUGAUAUGACAACAUUUCUAAGGCAUCCUGAUAUGACAACAUUUCUAAGGCAUCCUGAUAUGACAACAUUUCUAAGGCAUCCUGAUAUGACAACAUUUCUAACAAUAUUGUUUUCAGGCAAUGGAGGGGGAUUCGUGAGGGCAUGUUUGACCCGCUGACAAAACAACAGCUUGCCAGCUUGUGUCUGAGGAUUGACCAGUUUUUAUCGGACAAGCUGAUGCAGAUCAUCAUCCCAGGUCUUUACGAACUACUGGGCAUCCAAGAUGCUGCCUCCUCUCAAUUGUCACAGAGAUCUCUCACAGCGUCACUCACCAGCCUGUUAGACGAUAAGGCUAACACCAAGUCCCGCGUGAGAUUUACUGAGGCUGGUGUACCUAAGAGGCCAGGCAGACGAAAGUCUUACAAUAGCUUUCGCAUCCCGACUCCCUACCCUUCCUCCAACUGUAUGGAGCUAAAAGAGGAAGAAGAGCAGGAAUCACAACAACAUAAGUUCAAUGAGUUUUACCUGACUAAGGAGAUGGGCAGUCUGGGCAGUGGAAGCUACCUGCCCAAGGGGGCCAUGAGGUCUCAAACCUCUCUGUCUGAGGUGCAGAAGAAAACAACCAACUCUGAGUCGCUACAUGUCCUUUUAGGUCUCUCAGAGGACACCCUCGUCACCUGUGUGCAGGACAGCCUGCAAGGUUCUCUCUCCAAACUUGCAUGCAUGUCCGAUUCUCCAUCUGGAAGUGCAGGCUCUAUGAUGCUAAUCUCUGCUGUAAUGGCAGAGUUGGCUAAAGAUGUCAAGUCGGCCGUAUCACUGGUCGUUAAGAGUGCCUCCGCAAGUCAAACCUCUCUAGUGACAUCUGGAAGAAGGGGAGACUCGGAGACCAAGGUGACUGAAAGCAUGGUGAGAGAGCUGGCUGCUAAACUUGAAAAAGUUGACCAAGAGAGCAAGAGUCUAACAGGGCAAGUCAUGACCACCAUCUCUGACACAAAGGUGGCUUUUGUUGACGAGAACGAACACAGUUUGCUGGAAGUUCUGAAGGACAAGAUCACGUUUUUGGCAUCGCAUGUUGGCUUCAUUGACGAUCUUGAUGCCCUGAUAAGGAAAUACGAGAGCAGCUACAAUAUUAGUGAAUCUGGUUCCUCCUGCACGCUCACGUCUAAGAGCAUCCAAAAACUCUCCAGCCGGCUGUUUCUAACAUCAGCAAUGCAAGCAGUGAGUGGAGUUCUUGCCAAAAAAGUCAGUAGUUUGAGCUUUCCUAGUUCAGUCGUUCAGUCUGAGAUAACAGGUGCUGUAUCAGGUCAAACAUUGUCUGGCAUUGUAAAGACAGAGUCAAUUCACCCAGUGGGCUCAGCAGCGUCAGUAGUUGUUAAGACUUUCGUGUCAGAUAUGAAGUCCUUGGCUGAAUCUGAAGAGAGUCUGCAACAGAAGAGUGCCUGGUCUGCUGCUGCUCAUAUCUACCACAGAAUCCAAAACAACUUGAAAGAUUAUUUCGGCAAGCUUCAGCGAUGUGCCUUAAAGAGCAUUGUCACAUCUGAUGACAACAUCACAAAUGCUGAGUUUAAGGAGACAGUUCCACUUCCUUGCUUAGACAUGAAGUAUAGGCCCAGUAAGAGUGAGCCUCAGUUGCCAGAGUCCACUGGUGAAGUUACUUUACAAAGAGGCCUAAGUGAGAGCUCAAAACUUCUUUGGGCACAAACUGACUCAGAAGAAAGCAAGCUCCUUCUGACAACUUGCACUAAAGAAGUCAUCUCAGAGCUUCUGGUCUUGUACAACACUCAGAUGUCAAAGGAGGACCCCCUGUACACUGUUGGAGAAAAAGGAUCAGACUUCUCUAUUGAGAGACAACAAUUUGUAGAAUGUGUUCUGGCUCAGCUUGGGGAUAUCUCCCAUUCCAGGGCCUCAUCAUCAAUAGUAUGUGAGUUCCCCUCUCAAAUUGAGGACAGCAGAAGUAAUGCCACAGCUUCUUUGACCAGUCUGUUAAAUUGCAUGAAAAAACUCUCAAGUGAGGAAUUCAAGAGAAACGCCACUCAAGCAGUGAGUGAGUUCCUAGUUGAAAAUUCCACCAGUAGCUUAACUAGUGCAAAGCCUGCUUAUUCUGUAGCGUCCAGGUCUGGUUCCAUUCAAAACCGGUACACAUGGUCAAAGGAUAUUUGUGCAGAUUCUGCUGCUUUUGGCAUCAUUGACACAUUUGUGGAAGACCUGCAGAGCUUGGCGCAACCUGCAGAAGUAGAGGAGAGAGAACCUGACCUCCUGGAAAAAGCACAAAAGCUACAGAGCAGGAUCUGGUCAGCUACCACUAGUUUAUAUAACAAUAUUAAGAAGACAUUAAAGGACUUCACCAUUCACCAGCGGAGGUCAGACAUGCUGAGCAGAAUGUCCAGUCAUAUACCCACAGAGGACUCUGAACAUCUUGGGACUAAGGAGCACAUUUGUUUGGCAAGCCAGGACUUGAGGCAAGCUAGUAAGAGUGUGCCUCACUUGCCCAGUUUGAACCUUGAAGUGGCUCUACACAGGGGUGUCAGCGAGAGUUCAAAACGUCUCUGGACUGAAACAGACGAGGCUCUACUGACCAAUAGUACCAAAGAGGUAAUUUCAACAAUCUUGACCUCAUGCGAGGAUCAGACAUCAAAUGCACCUUGCUUCUCCACAGUAGGAAAGAAAAUAUCUGAUAUGUCCCUUGAGGUCAACGUGUUGGUAGGUGGUGUUCUGUCUCAGCUGAAUAACAUCUCCUGGUCAAGGUCCCCAACACCAUGUGAAGACAUGUUUGAACGUCUCCAAGAUUCUCCUGAGCGAACCUCUCCAGUAAGUCUAGAUUGCAGCACGGCUGCCUCCAAAGGCAUUGCAUCUUCCCAUAGUCUUUCAACAAAGAGCCUCCAGAAACUCUCUAGUCAUGAGUUCCAAACCAAAGCUGAGAAAGGAGUGAGUGAGGUCCUCUCUAGAUCAUUUAACAUUGUGGAGGAAGGUACAACAGAUCAGUCUGUAUCUACAUCCACCACAUCUACUGAUAUUAUACAAACCAUGGUGAAAGACCAGCAGGAGCUCACCCAGACCACCCAUUCAUCUGACAUGGUAUCUGGAACCUCCCUGCUCACCACUGGACAGGUUUCUGAGAAAAGGAUCUGGUCUGUUGCUCGUAACAUCUACCACAGUCUGCAAAGAAAUUGA
This is a messenger RNA of Salvelinus fontinalis (brook trout), 3177 nucleotides long. RefSeq lists its product as uncharacterized. The transcript has 4 exons. The record is from RefSeq and is a predicted model, not a curated record. Bases 169 to 3177 code for a protein of 1002 amino acids. Lineage: Eukaryota; Metazoa; Chordata; Actinopteri; Salmoniformes; Salmonidae.